AUGGAGAGUUUCGGUGCCCUGCGAUUAGAAGGAUCGCUGCUCGAUAGUUUUGUUGGCAGGGUGAACAGCAAGGGACGGCAUGACCUCAAUGUUGUUCUUGUUGCAAAUCCUGGCCGAACGGCUGUGGAAUGGUCGGCUGAAGAAAGAUCUUGGCCUCUUCGAACAAUUCCGGGAAUUACGCCUCAUGCUCGGAUUAUGGAAUUUACUUAUGACAUGAGCCUGAAUCAGUCAUUUUCCUGGAGUCGGUUCAUAGAGCUUGGUGGCAUUCUUGUAGAUUGCCUAGUUCAGAAGGACCAGGAAGUUAAACUGCGAGGGCAACCGUUGAUAUUCAUCUGCCAUGGGCUUGGUGGCACUAUUGUGAAGAGAACCAUCAGCAUCCUCAACGAGCGCUUUUAUGAUCCUUCUUUAUCGGGAUUCCUCAAAGCGGUUUCUGGUUUAGUCUUCCUCGGCACUCCACAUCCGACAUUUAUAAAGGAGCCAGCCCAAAACAGACUCGACAACAUCCUCAGUUCCAUAUCGCGGUUAUCGAAAAAGACGCUGGAAAAUAUCGCCAAGGAAGCGGCUACUGUCUGCAAUGUGUCUUUAAAGUUCGAAGAGGUAUACUUCCGGCACUCAAUUAUUACUGCUUACGAGGGCCAGCCAACCAAAUUCCGUAUCGGAUCUCUUGCUUCAUCGAGAAAGGAAACACUCGUCAAUAGAGCUCUUGCGGCGACAUCGAUGAGCUUUGAGCGUCUCAUCGAAGUGGAUGCGGACCACAUGAAAAUAUGCAAUGUGGUUUCAGGGACCCAAAUAUUUGACGAGGUAGUGUCACUCAUCAGAUUAGCCAUCGAGCGAGCGCAGAAGUCCAUCCUAGAAAAGCGCGAAGGCCUGGAUCCAAAGUGGAAUGCAGACGAUCUGUGGGGAAGCACCCCAGCUGCAUCACAAGUGAAUGCACUUGAAAUCGAUCAAAACCGAAGUGUUCAAGCAAGCCCCAUGGGUGCAACCGCAGGAUCGUCAGAGAUUGAUUUCGAGUUACUUCCAGCCAAGUCGCGUACUAUGUCCACAGCACAGUCGUUGAAGAUACCUUGUUAUAUUCUCGGGCAACAGAGCGCACCAGGUUCCUGUCACGGUCGGGAGUCGAUUCUGAAGACACUAGAUGAAACCCUACUACCAGAUUCACCAUCGCCAAUUACAUUGCCGCAGACUGGACUCAAAACAUUCGCUCUUUGCGGAAUGGGUGGGAUUGGAAAAACGCAAGUUGCAAGAGAGUUUGCCUGGUCACGAAAAUUACACUUUGACGCCGUUUUCUGGGUAAACGCGGACAAUGAGAGCAAACUGGCCGAAGGAUUCAAUCUUAUCGCCCUUGAGUUGGGUUUGACUGACAGUGUUGAUGCAGGUAGUAUGGCCAUCAGCCGAGAUCGGGUUCUUGGAUGGCUCAUUCAACCAUCGAAAUAUCGAGGGGUUGCAGAGAGCGAAAACCUGCACCCAGCAGCGCACGUUCAUUGUAAAUAUCUGUUGAUAUUUGAUAACGCCGAUCGGCCAGAGCUCCUAGCAGAAUAUUGGCCUGCAGCCGGGAGCGGAUCAGUCCUCAUCACCAGCCGAGAUCCAUUGGCAAAAAGCUAUAUCUACUCGACAAGCGGUACCGACUUGGAGCCACUCACCACUGAUGCCGCUGCCCAAUAUUUGCGCUUGAUAACGGGAUACGAAACAAAAGAAGAUGUGGAUCACUCCAUACAUUUAGCUGAACGGCUCGGCGGUCUUCCUCUAGCACUGGUUCAAGUUGCUGGAAUUUUACGGCGCAGGGACUUGUCUUUCAAGGAAUUCGUUACUCAUUACGAAGAUCCUUCGUUCCUGACUGACAUACAUAAGACGACAAUCCGCGGAUUCCAAGGAGACUAUACAAGUACUCUAUUUGAUGUGUGGGCAUUCGAGCACUUGCAGCCAACUACUGUGUGCCUACUUAAUCUCAUUGCUUUCAUGGACCCCGAUAGCAUCUAUGAGUCUAUCUUCGUGGGAUUUGACGCGAGCGACAAGGUAAUUCAAGACAGUGCUCGAGCCAGAAUGCAGGAUGGUUGUGUCAAAGCUUGCCUGGAGAUGAUGUUGGAUGUUUUAGCAGCGGCCUGGCCCAGUGACAAUCUUGCGUUCGGGCACGAGACAGGUUUGUGGAAAGCAUGUUCCAAAGUGCUUCCGCAUAUCGAACGAUUAAUGGAUAUCAGCCCAAAGGUUCGCUUCAUUGAGGAUAAGCCUGAGAAAAAGGCCAAAUUCGGCCGUCUGCUAGUCAAAGCCGGAUGGUUUCAUUUUCAAAAGGGGAACUACGAGCAAUCGAUGCCCUUUUUUGAGACUGCCGAGCGUCUCUGUCAGAAAAAAGAUAUAGAGACGUCCAAAGUUCUUGCCGAUUCUCAUUUCGGAAUCUCUGCCGCUAGCACCUGGCUGAAAGAUUAUGAGCGAGCGCAAUUUCAUUGUGGAGAGAAUCUGAAGUUUCGUCUCACAAUGCCCAACGAUCAUACGCCUCUAGCCAUCGCAUACAGCGAGUUUGCAGCAUACUACCUGGCAGUGGGUAAGUAUGAGGAGGCCGCUCAAUCAGCAAUGAAAGCAAUUGAAACCUACGACAAUGUUGAAGAAAUCCAGAACAACACCUACUAUGCGAUGUUCCCGGCAAUCUACGCGGGAUUUGCGAAUAUCUAUCUCGGAAGACUGGAAACCGCAGAUCGGCUCUUAGUACCUUGCUUGGCGUGGCAGGAGAAAAGAUGGGGCCUGAUGAAUACUGUAUCAUUUAGGACCGGACUCACAAUGUACGCAUUAGGAAACUUACGAGCUGCACAACAUCAGUGGGUAGAGAGUCAUGAGCUUCACAAAAACGCGUAUCUACAAUAUUGUUCGACAAUUGGAAAUAACCAUCCCCAUACGGCCAGCGCGCUCGUCAAGUUAUCGGACCAUUAUGUCAUGCGGAAUGAACUUGCUGCUGCAGAGUAA
This is a messenger RNA of Penicillium canescens, 2952 nucleotides long. RefSeq names its product tetratricopeptide repeat protein. Gene Ontology annotation, molecular function: protein binding; ADP binding. The transcript is spliced from 10 exons. Bases 1 to 2952 code for a protein of 983 amino acids. The record is from RefSeq and is a predicted model, not a curated record. Lineage: Eukaryota; Fungi; Ascomycota; Eurotiomycetes; Eurotiales; Aspergillaceae.